CGAUCAGUUCUGAAUGCUCAUCUCGGCAGCCUGCAUUUGGCAUGACAUUACGGUGAACUAUCCAGUCCUGACCUUUGACCUACUUGAUGGAAAUGGGAAUCGAGGAAGAUGUCAAAGUGCACUCCGCCAGUGAACAGCCUCGCGAUGUGGAGAGGGAUGGCCAUUCUACCCCACGUCACCGUCGUCAUCGUCGCAUGGCUCAGCGUCGGCGUCAUUUCUGCCGUACACGGAUCUGAAGAUGGCCCCUUGGUCGGAUUGAAGCAAGGCAAGUACCGGGGCAACUAUGUGACGUCGACGAAAGGCGAGUAUGUGGCCGAAUACCUGGGAAUCCCCUACGCCAAGCCACCGACCGGAGACCUGCGACUGGCCAACCCUCAACCCCUCACUCCACACCCAGAGGAUUUGUACCGCGCCAAGACGUACGGUGCGGCCUGCCCUCAAGUGAUCGACACAGUGUUCGGCAACUUCACGGGCUCGACGAUGUGGAACCCCCCGGGUGGGGUGAUGAGCGAGGACUGCCUCUAUCUCAAUGUGUGGGUGCCACAGAAGAACUCGGGCCAGAGCAAGACCGUCAUGGUGUGGAUCUACGGCGGCGGCUUCUUCAGCGGCACCGCCAGUUUAUGGCUCUACAACGGCAAGACAAUGGCAGCUUCCAAUGACGUCAUCGUAGUGUCCUUCAACUACCGCUUGGGGGCGCUGGGCUUCCUGAGUUCCGGUGAUGACCGAAUCCCAGGUAAUUUCGGUCUGAUGGAUCAGGUGCUUGCUCUGAAAUGGAUAAAAGACAACAUCAAGACGUUCGGGGGCGACCCAAACCAGGUGACCCUAGUUGGGGAGAGUGCGGGUGCGGUCAGUGUCACCUACCAUCUCCUGUCACCCCUGAGUAGUGGACUAUUCCAGCGGGCUAUUAUACAGAGCCACGCUGGUGACGCUCUUGUAUUCAAUGAUCGAGAACUAGCUCGAGGCAGUGCGGUUACAUUUUUCGAUAGAUUAAAAUGCAAAGACAAUGCUGAAAUAUUAGAAUGUUUGCGAAAAGAACGCUUUGACACUUUCGUAAAAGAGCAAUGGAUGCCAGGUGGUAUUUGCCCUCAUAAACCCACAAUAUCACCUUUCAUGCCACAACUACCGGAAGUUCUCCUUCGUGAACGAGGCUUCAAAAAGAAGGCUGUGUUGAUCGGCUCAAACAAAAACGAAGCGACCUAUUUCAUGAUUUACCGUCUGAAAUCUGUAUCCAUUAAUGAUCCUGUUAGCGGACAAACACAACAGAACAUAAAAGAAGCCAUUAGGCUUUUCAAUCCCGAUUUGGACGAGGCUCAAUGUGAGCGCGUCUUCAACUACUACACAGACAACAUCGACGAAUACGACCUCGUCGGCAACCGUAACGCCAUCGAUGCCCUGAUGGGUGAUCGCUACUUCACCUGCCCUGCUGUAAACGUGGCGGAAAGCAACGUCGCUGUUGGUGGCGAGACCUUCUACUACUACUACAACCACCGUGCGUCUAACGAAGUAUGGCCUGCCUGGAUGGGAGUGAUGCAUGCUGCUGAGAUUCAGUUUGUAUUUGGAGUGCCGUUGAACAACACCCUGGGAUACACAGCUGAGGAGAAGAGAUUCUCCCAGAGAAUGAUGUCCUACUGGACCAACUUUGCCAAGUCAGGAAACCCAAACGGUCACGGUAACAGCCCCUGGCCAAAGUAUACGUCCAGCAAGAGAGAGUUCCUGGAACUAGUUCUGCGAGAGAAGAAGCAUGACGGAGGUCACAGGUCUGAGCAGUGCCGGUUCUGGAGCAGCUUGCUCAACUCGAGCAACAGAAGCCAUGUCAGCAUCACCAAUGUCGCAGUGCUAGUGGUAGUCGCCAUCUUCGGGGUGACGCUGUAGGGUUGUCACGUGGUGUAACCUGUCACGUGGUGCAGGGUUAUCACGUGAUGUACACCUAUCACAUGGUGUAGGGUUAUCACGUGGGGUGCAGGCUAAAAAGGCACCUCAGCAAAACGUCACUGAUUUAUAUGUUUUCCUUGGACGGGGACACGGUCUGUUAUCCGCAGAAACAUUAUUGUAAUGUCCGCUGCCGGCAGAAAAGGGGGAUAUAUAUGAAAUAUCUAUAAAAUUAAUAUUUAUCAUCAAAAACUGGUUUUGGAUGAUAAAUUGGAAUAGAGGCUAAUGUUCUAAUGUUAACUUGUUGUAACAUUUCACAAUUUCUUGUUUUUGCAAGUUACCAUGUGAGUUUAAUUUCAUGUAUUUCGGUGACAAGUUUAAAAAAAAUAAGGUGCAGUUUUCGCCAGGCAACAGUAGCCGUUUUCGCUUGAGGCGUGGUGACGUUUUCGCCAAUCGAAGCCGUAUUCGCUCAGUGAGGUUUUGCCGAGGUGCCGUUUUAGCUAUAACCAAUCACGUGAUAUUCACCUGUCACGUGGUGUGGGGUUAUCACGUGAUGUACACCUAUCACGUGGUGUAGGGUUAUCACGUGACGAACAUGUCAUGGCAUGCAAGUUUGGCCGUACUUCGUUCGCGAGCAUGUUCAUAUCCACAGCAUGACGACUUGUCAAGAAGAAGAAAAUGGCGGCCUUGCGACGGAUCAUUGUCACAGAUUACGUUUUCCUCAUGCAUCAGCCCUACGCACUAAAACAUUGAGAACAACAUUUAGGGAUGCAUUAUAUCUAUAGCAUAAUCUCGUUCAAAUCAGAUAUUUUACUGGACAUAUAGCUCUCUGGAUGAAGACAUGAGGACCUCCCCAUAAAAGGUCGCGUCAGGUGAACCCUCAUCGAACUUUGACCUCCCAAUCUAAAUUAAGUAUGUGUCGGUUCCUGAGCCAAUCAGAUGUCAGCUUUCAAAAAUGAUUCGAUUUCACUUCCUGACUUAUUCGGAAAAUUCGAUUCUUGCAAGAAAACCCUCGAUGGUGAACCUCAUUUUAAUGAGAUCCACAUUGUAGCGGCUAUUGGAAUCAUAUUUCUUGUAUUUUGAUAUGAUUUGUGUAAUCAUCUUUCAGCAUGAAUGUUAUGACACACAGUAAGCACCAAUGGCGAAGCUCGACAUAGUUACGUUUUUGUCUCGCGACAGAGCAAGGACAAGCGGAACAUGUUCCUGAUACCCUCAACAGCUCGCCAAAAUACGGCACUCCCGGAGAUGAUGAGAGACAAUAGACUGACUGAUCAUGGGUACCUAAUUAUCAAAGUAUGUAGACCUGUAAUACAGUAAACUACGUUUAUAACGAACACGCUUAUAACGAACUGACAGAUAUAACAACCUUAUUUUUUGGGCCGGACAUUUGCUGUAUAUAUGCAUAUAACGAACUGCGGUAAUAACGAACUAAAAUUAGUGGCCCCUUUGAUUUCGUUAUAACCGUAGUUUACUGUAUUCAAAUGUAGGUGCUGAAAUCAACACCAAUACAAGUACUAGCAUAUUAUACUUUCACACUAUUUUUGCACGUUUUUAAAUUUCUGUUUUGCGAUUUCAUAUCAAAUAUGCUCACCCAGUGAUUUUAAAAGAAUUCAGUUUUGGUUAAAACAAGAGUAAUAAAUUCAACAGUUCGUCUUUCUUCGCUUCCAUAUUGACCUUUGAAUAUUUGUUUUUGCUACUAACAUGACCGGAAAUUGUAUCGUAUAUUAUUGUUGAUUUCGGAAAUCGUAAACAACUAGUACAAAAACAACUCAUGUAUGUGCAUUGAUUGUGUGGUAGAGUGCAGUGCAUCCAGUGCCUGACUGUGGGUCUUCAUCUUUGGAGAGUUCCAGUAGUGUAUGGUAGCAACUAGCUAUGUAAGAGACAAUCACUUAUAGUCCUUUUAGUGGAGAAACACCUUUAGAUUUUUUAAAAAUAUGAUGCAUAGUUUUGUCUCCAAACAAACCAUGUAGCCCGUAUUUAUUUGUAUUUUCAUACCUAUUUUUUCUUAAUAAAUAUGUCACACGUA
Haliotis rufescens (red abalone) is the source of this 3895-nucleotide messenger RNA. Its product is annotated as acetylcholinesterase-like. NCBI's taxonomy places the organism in Eukaryota, Metazoa, Mollusca, Gastropoda, Lepetellida, Haliotidae. The coding region runs from base 109 to 1872 and encodes 587 amino acids. Gene Ontology annotation, biological process: choline metabolic process; acetylcholine catabolic process. The record is from RefSeq and is a predicted model, not a curated record. Gene Ontology annotation, molecular function: acetylcholinesterase activity. The transcript has 8 exons. Gene Ontology annotation, cellular component: plasma membrane.